CGGGCGGAGUUUGGCGAGCUGCGACGCGGUGUAGUCAGACGGCAGUGGACCUGGGAGGAGACAGCUCGCGUCCGAGCUUCUCUCUGCUCCUUCGCCGCAUCCACCGCCGCGCCCCGGCCUCCCGCCAGUCCUCGAUGCAGAGUUGGGCGGCCGCGUGAUGGGGUUGCGGAGCGGCGCCCUGCGGCUCCCGGCGGCCGCUGCUCGCGCUGAGGUGCGUCGGUGCCCGGCCUCCCGCGCCCCUGCGCGCCGCGGCGUCUUCUGACUCGGCCGGCUCGCCCGUCGGUCCGCAGCGCGGCUGAGGAACUUUGAACAUAACUUCAAAAGAAGAUUUGAUCUUUAUUUCUGGAUUGCAUCUGUAAGGACACCAGAAUGUCGGGAGCCUCAGUGAAGGUAGCUGUUCGAGUGAGGCCCUUCAAUUCUCGAGAGACCAGCAAGGAAUCCAAGUGCAUCAUUCAGAUGCAAGGCAACUCGACCAGUAUUAUUAACCCAAAGAACCCAAAGGAAGCACCAAAGUCCUUCAGCUUCGACUACUCUUACUGGUCUCACACCUCGCCUGAAGAUCCCUGUUUUGCAUCGCAGAAUCGUGUGUACAAUGACAUUGGGAAGGAAAUGCUCUUACACGCCUUUGAAGGGUAUAAUGUUUGCAUUUUUGCCUAUGGGCAGACUGGUGCUGGGAAAUCCUACACGAUGAUGGGGAAACAAGAGGAGAGCCAAGCUGGCAUCAUUCCACAGUUGUGUGAAGAACUCUUUGAGAAGAUCAAUGACAACUGUAAUGAAGAAAUGUCUUACUCUGUAGAGGUGAGCUACAUGGAAAUUUACUGUGAGAGAGUACGAGAUUUGCUGAAUCCCAAAAACAAGGGUAAUUUGCGUGUACGUGAACACCCGCUUCUUGGACCCUAUGUGGAGGAUCUGUCCAAGCUGGCGGUCACUUCCUACACUGACAUUGCUGACCUCAUGGACGCUGGGAACAAAGCCAGGACAGUGGCAGCUACCAACAUGAAUGAAACAAGUAGCCGUUCCCACGCUGUGUUCACCAUCGUUUUCACUCAGAAGAAACACGAUACUGAGACGAACCUUUCCACCGAGAAGGUCAGUAAAAUCAGCUUGGUGGAUCUAGCAGGAAGUGAACGAGCUGAUUCAACUGGUGCCAAAGGAACUCGAUUAAAGGAAGGUGCAAAUAUUAAUAAGUCUCUUACAACUUUGGGCAAAGUCAUUUCGGCCUUGGCAGAGGUGGAUAACUGCACCAGCAAGAGUAAAAAGAAGAAGAAAACUGAUUUUAUUCCCUACAGGGAUUCUGUUCUUACUUGGCUCCUUCGAGAAAAUCUAGGUGGUAACUCCCGAACUGCAAUGGUUGCUGCUCUGAGCCCAGCAGACAUCAACUAUGAUGAAACUUUGAGCACUCUGAGGUAUGCAGACCGUGCAAAACAAAUUAAAUGCAAUGCUGUUAUCAAUGAGGACCCUAAUGCCAAGCUGGUUCGGGAGUUGAAGGAGGAAGUGACCCGAUUGAAGGACCUUCUUCGUGCUCAGGGGCUGGGAGAUAUUAUUGAUAUUGAUCCAUUGAUCGAUGAUUACUCUGGAAGUGGAGGCAAAUAUCUGAAAGAUUUUCAGAACAAUAAACAUAGGUACUUGCUAGCCUCUGAGAAUCAACGCCCUGGCAAUUUUUCCACAGCAUCCAUGGGGUCCCUUACUUCAUCUCCAUCUUCAUGCUCACUUAGUAGUCAGGUGGGCUUCACAUCUGUGACCAGUAUUCAAGAGCGGAUCAUGUCUACACCUGGAGGGGAGGAAGCCAUUGAACGUCUGAAGGAAUCAGAGAAGAUCAUUGCUGAGUUGAAUGAAACCUGGGAAGAGAAACUUCGUAAAACAGAGGCCAUCAGAAUGGAAAGAGAAGCUUUGUUGGCUGAGAUGGGAGUUGCCAUACGGGAGGAUGGAGGAACACUUGGUGUUUUCUCACCUAAAAAGACUCCACAUCUUGUUAACCUCAAUGAAGACCCACUAAUGUCGGAGUGUCUGCUUUAUUAUAUCAAAGAUGGGAUUACAAGGGUUGGCCAAGCAGAUGCUGAGCGGCGCCAGGACAUAGUGCUGAGUGGGGCUCACAUUAAAGAAGAGCAUUGUAUCUUUCGGAGUGAGAGAAACAACUCUGGUGAAGUUAUCGUGACUCUAGAGCCUUGUGAGCGCUCAGAGACCUAUGUGAAUGGCAAGAGGGUGGCCCAGCCUGUCCAGCUGCGCUCAGGGAACCGUAUUAUCAUGGGUAAAAACCACGUUUUUCGUUUCAAUCACCCUGAACAAGCACGAGCUGAGCGGGAGAAGACUCCCUCUGCUGAGACCCCCUCUGAGCCUGUGGACUGGACAUUUGCACAGAGAGAGCUUCUCGAAAAACAAGGAAUUGAUAUGAAACAGGAGAUGGAAAAAAGGCUGCAGGAAAUGGAGAUCCUAUACAAAAAGGAGAAGGAGGAAGCUGAUCUUCUUCUGGAGCAGCAGAGACUGGACUAUGAGAGUAAAUUGCAGGCCUUGCAGAAGCAGGUUGAGACUCGUUCUCUGGCUGCAGAAACAACUGAAGAAGAGGAGGAGGAGGAGGAAGUUCCUUGGACACAGCAUGAGUUUGAGUUGGCCCAGUGGGCCUUCCGGAAAUGGAAGUCUCACCAGUUUACCUCAUUAAGGGACUUACUCUGGGGCAAUGCAGUAUACCUGAAGGAGGCCAACGCCAUCAGUGUGGAGCUGAAGAAGAAGGUACAGUUUCAGUUUGUCCUGCUGACUGACACGCUCUACUCCCCUUUGCCUCCUGAAUUACUUCCCACGGAGAUGGAAAAAACUCAUGAGGACAGACCUUUCCCUCGUACAGUGGUGGCAGUGGAAGUCCAGGAUCUGAAGAAUGGAGCAACACAUUAUUGGUCUUUGGACAAACUCAAGCAGAGACUGGAUUUAAUGCGGGAGAUGUAUGACAGGGCAGGUGAGAUGGCCUCCAGUGCCCAGGACGAAAGCGAAACAACCAUGACUGGCAGUGAUCCAUUCUACGAUCGGUUCCACUGGUUCAAACUUGUGGGAAGCUCCCCCAUUUUCCACGGCUGUGUGAAUGAGCGCCUUGCCGACCGCACACCCUCCCCCACUUUUUCCACGGCCGAUUCCGACAUCACUGAACUGGCUGACGAACAGCAGGAUGACAUGGAGGAUUUUGAUGAUGAGGCAUUCGUGGAUGACACCGGCUCUGACGCAGGGACGGAAGAGGGAUCAGAUCUCUUCAGUGAUGGGCAUGACCCAUUUUACGACCGAUCCCCUUGGUUCAUUUUAGUAGGAAGGGCAUUUGUGUACUUGAGCAACCUGCUGUAUCCUGUGCCCCUGAUUCACAGGGUGGCCGUCGUCAGUGAGAAGGGGGAAGUGCGGGGAUUCCUGCGUGUGGCUGUGCAGGCCAUUGCAGCGGAUGAAGAAGCUCCUGAUUAUGGCUCUGGAAUUCGACAGUCAGGAACAGCUAAAAUAUCUUUUGAUAACGAGUACUUCAAUCAGAGUGACUUUUCUUCAGUUGCAAUGACUCGUUCUGGUCUGUCUUUGGAGGAGCUGAGGAUUGUGGAGGGACAGGGCCAGAGUUCUGAAGUUAUCACUCCUCCAGAAGAAGUCAAUCGAAUGAAUGACUUGGAUCUGAAGUCGGGCACGUUGCUGGAUGGGAAGAUGGUGAUGGAGGGAUUUUCUGAAGAGAUUGGCAACCACCUGAAACUGGGCAGCGCCUUCACUUUCCGAGUCACCGUGCUCCAGGCCAGUGGGAUCCUUCCAGAGUAUGCAGACAUCUUUUGUCAGUUCAACUUUUUGCAUCGUCAUGAUGAAGCAUUCUCCACUGAACCCCUCAAAAACAAUGGAAGAGGAAGUCCCCUGGGCUUUUAUCAUGUACAGAAUAUUGCAGUGGAGGUCACUGAGUCAUUUGUGGACUACAUCAGAACUAAGCCCAUCGUAUUUGAGGUCUUUGGACAUUACCAGCAGCACCCACUCCAUCUGCAAGGACAAGAUCUUAACAGUCCACCUCAGCCUUCUCGGAGAUUCUUCCCACCACCCAUGCCACUCUCCAAACCAGUUCCAGCCACCAAGUUAAACACCAUGAACAAAACCAGCCUUGGGCAGAGCAUGAGCAAGUAUGACCUUCUGGUUUGGUUUGAGAUCAGUGAACUGGAGCCUACAGGAGAGUAUAUUCCAGCCGUGGUUGACCACACAGCAGGCUUACCUUGCCAGGGGACAUUUUUGCUGCACCAGGGCAUCCAGCGACGGAUCACAGUGACUAUUAUCCACGAGAAGGGCAGUGAGCUCCACUGGAAAGACGUUCGUGAACUGGUGGUAGGUCGGAUUAGGAAUAAACCUGAGGUAGAUGAAGCUGCUGUUGAUGCUAUCCUUUCCCUAAACAUCAUCUCUGCUAAGUCCCUGAAGUCUUCCCACAACUCCAGCAGGCUCUCUCUUGAUAAGGAUAUUCCUAGGACCUUCUACCGUUUUGAGGCUGUAUGGGACAGCUCCCUACAUAACUCCCUCCUUCUGAACCGAGUGACACCCUAUGGAGAAAAGAUCUACAUGACCUUAUCUGCUUAUCUGGAGUUGGAUCAUUGCAUCCAGCCAGCUGUCAUCACCAAGGAUGUGUGCAUGGUCUUCUAUUCCCGAGAUGCCAAGAUCUCACCGCCACGUUCUCUGCGAAGCCUCUUUGGUAGUGGUUACUCAAAGUCACCAGACUCCAACCGAGUUACUGGAAUUUAUGAACUGAGCUUAUGCAAAAUGGCAGAUACUGGUAGUCCAGGCAUGCAGAGGCGGAGGAGAAAAGUCUUGGAUACCUCUGUGGCAUAUGUGCGGGGGGAAGAGAACCUAGCAGGCUGGCGACCUCGUGGAGACAGCCUCAUCCUGGAGCACCAGUGGGAGCUGGAGAAGCUGGAGCUGCUGCACGAGGUGGAAAAAACACGCCACUUUUUGCUGCUUCGGGAGAGACUUGGUGACAGCAUACCCAAGUCUCUGAGUGACUCAUUGUCCCCCAGCCUCAGCAGUGGGACCCUUAGUACCUCCACCAGCAUGUCUUCUCAGAUCUCAACCACCACCUUUGAAAGUGCCAUCACACCAAGUGAGAGCAGUGGCUAUGACUCAGCAGACAUCGAGAGCCUGGUAGACCGAGAGAAAGAACUGGCUACAAAGUGCCUGCAGCUUCUCACCCACACUUUCAACCGAGAAUUCAACCAGGUACAUGGCAGCAUUAGUGACUGUAAGCUGUCUGAUAUCUCUCCAAUUGGACGAGAUCCCUCUGUGUCCAGUUUUAGCAGUUCUACCCUCACCCCCUCCUCCACAUGCCCCUCUCUGGUGGACUCAAGGAGCAACUCAAUAGAUCAGAAGACCCCAGAAGCCAAUUCUCGUGCCUCUAGUCCCUGCCAAGAAUUUGAACAGUUUCAGAUCGUCCCAACUGUGGAGACACCCUAUUUGGCCCGAGCAGGAAAAAAUGAAUUUCUCAAUCUUGUUCCAGACAUUGAAGAAGUUAGAGCAGGGUCAGUGGUAUCUAAGAAGGGAUACCUGCAUUUCAAGGAGCCACUUUCCAGCAACUGGGCUAAACAUUUCGUUGUGGUUCGUCGUCCUUAUGUCUUCAUCUAUAACAGUGACAAAGACCCAGUAGAACGUGGCAUCAUUAACUUGUCUACAGCACAGGUGGAGUACAGUGAGGACCAGCAGGCCAUGGUGAAGACACCUAAUACCUUUGCCGUAUGCACAAAGCACCGGGGGGUCCUUUUGCAAGCGCUCAAUGACAAAGACAUGAACGACUGGUUAUAUGCCUUUAACCCACUUCUGGCUGGCACAAUAAGGUCAAAACUCUCUCGCCGAUGCCCGAGCCAGCUGAAAUACUAAGCAAUUCUGCUGAGCCUUGCUCGCCUUGGACAGAUAAAGAAAGUGUUACCUCUCAUUCUCUUUGUGAUUCUUAACGGUUAUUCUUGUCUGUAAUCUUGUGGCUUAACUACUUCUCCCCUUCAUCCAGCACUUCUCUAGCUCUCCUGUUCCCUAUCUCCAUGGUUCUGUACUCUUCUUUUUCUUAUGCUAAGACUUGUAGCAUGUGGCCUAAGAAAGGGGAAAAAACACUACACACAUUCAUGUGCGCUCACAUUCCCACACAGACCCUGAGGGUCCAGCCAGUCUCCACGAUGUUUCCCAGUGUAUGUCCGCUGCUUUGUGAAUGGUAGAUCCCCUUGUACUCACUGUCUGUCUGUUGUCUCUGUGUGUCUCUGGUUUUCAGGGUAAUCAAUCUCUCUCUCUCUCUCUCUCUCUCUCUCUCUCUCUCUCUCUCUCUCUCUCUCUCUCUCUUAUUCGGUUUAUGAUAAUACUACUUUUUCCUGGGUGGCUUAGAGACUAAGAGAGGAGACAUUUGGCAUGUCAGUCUUGGAGAAAAAAACUUGCUUUUCCCUCCUUCUGUCUCUUUAUUUGGUGGCUAAUCCCUACAUUUCCAUUCAGGGAAAGCACUGUGGGAAACUCAGAAAUGGGAUUUAUAUUCUCUAUCCAAACCAGGGCUUAGAGCAUGGAUUCAUAGAGUGGAAGAGACAGAAGGUCCUUUGUGAUAGGCCUGGACAGUGGCUGCUGUUGGCCCUUUGAGGCCAGGCUGCUGCAGUGGAUUGGGCAGUGGGUCAUGAGGGUGAUCAUUAGAGGAUGGGCUGGAGUUGCUCACAGCAGAAUCCUGCAGGCUUUCUCCUCCUCACUGGGAAGUAGGCUUUUGUCUUGGAAUUUCCCAACUCUGUCCUUAGCAUUCCUAAUGCUGGUCACACUAUUUGGAAUUAUGUGAUGUCAUGAACACAUUUCCCACAAGGGGGAGUGGGGGAGUGUUUGACUUCUGGGGAUAAACUGGAUCAAUGUUGCUAUGAGAGUGCUGAGUGCAACUUGGGAUUGUUGUAGCUCCCUUUGGUCAAAGAAUUGUAGCUUCAGCAUAAACUUUGAAGUCACCAUCGGAAUCCAGUAGCCAUUCCCAAUAAUGCUUGUCAUGGCAGGCUUUGUUUUCUGGAUGCCAGGAUUCAGUCCCCACCACCAUUCCAAACAAAUCAGAAGACAACACUUAGGGAUGAGAAGGAGUGUCCCCAACUGUCUUGUGGUUUGCUGUUGGAUCCUGACCUGCCCCCCCCACUACUGUUUCCCAUGUGGUUUGGAAGUACCCCCUUAGAAAAAAGAACUCCAGAGAAACCCUGUCUCGAAAAACCAAAAAAGAAAAAAAAAGAAAGAAAAGAAAAAGAAAAAAGAACUCCCUGCUCCCAGUUUCUGUGGCUUCUAACAAACCAGGUCAGGGUUCAAGAGACCAUCAGAAAAUCAUGCUCUUCCUUUACCUGCCAGUGUUACAGGACUGAGUAGGGCACAGAAAGCCCCUGGUUGGGAUCCUUCAGUUGCUUUGCCAGUGACUUGGGGCUCAUUCAUGCUGCCUUUUACUGGUCUUGCCAGCCUGUUUCACCAUCGCUCAGGCACCCAGGAAAGCAUCUGCCCACCUCCACUCUGGGAGGGUUCUUCACCCGAGGGUAAUGGUGGAAUGGAUUUCUCUCUGGUCAGGAGCUCACUCACCACCGCAGAGCAGCCACUAGGGAGGUGUGUGGGUAUGCAGACCCUUGCUUCUGACCUCUCAGCGGGGUUUCUCUCUGAAGAACGGGACUCCCAGCUCCGUCUGCUACUGUUGCCUUGCAAAGAAAAGGAAAAGUGGACCAUGGAGAAAAGAAAGGGCAAAAAUCAGACUUUUUAUCUAAAAAAUUGAUCAACAAAUACUUUGGUGGGUUUUUAAAACUUCCUUUCUCUCCUUAAAGCAUAGGUCAUUAACUGUAAUGUUACUUGUUUUCUAAGCAUAUGUAUAAGAUUUUUAAUGUAGUUAGAAGUCUCUGUUGUCUAAUGAACACAACAUGCCCCUCUGGUGUAUACUCAAAUCCAGCAGGCUCUGUCUGUGCUUGGAGACAGCUUUCUGGACCAGAACGAAAUCUAAUUUCAGGGAAAUGAAGAGAAAAGGUCGCUUUUCAAUGGAAUCGCUGGUGUUGCUGCUGUUACGCAGUUGGAUGGGCCCGUGUCUGUGGUGAGAGGUGUGAAACCUGAAGGAGAGUGGGCUGUUCAUGCACUAAACCCUGCAGUGACUUGUGCUUUCUGUUAACUCCGACAAACUGGUGUAGAAAGUCUUUGCUUUGCAAAUAUCCACUGUUAGAGUGAGCCAAACUGGACCGCCCCUUCCCGUAUGCCCAGAUAAGGCAGCCUCAUUAGGAGACCAGGAAAAGUGGGAUUGGAACUGGGGCACAUGUGUUUCUCUCUGCCACUGUUGGUGCCCCUCUUUCUGUAGGGCCCAUGCUCAGAUUGGAAUCUGAGCAGUUGGGGAUGUAUGUUCCAUUUCCAGACAAGCUCACCUCUGCUUUGAAGCUUUGAAAGAGGAAGGGUUUUAUGGCAGGACCUAUGUGGGAGAUUUUGUGGUUGCCAUGGUAGCAGGAAAGUUAAGACAACUAGACUUUAAGGAAAUAUAUAUAUAUAUAUAUAUAUAUAUAUAUAUAUAUAUAUAUAUAUAUAUAAAAAAUUUUCAUAGCACUCUUUUAAACAAAAAACCUAGAAUAAAAACCUACAAAUUACAGAAAGUGAGUGCUGGUUAAAAUUAAUCAUCCUCCCUCUUCCUUUAUUUCUCCUCCUUCCUCCCAAGCAAAUAUAGCCUCAUAACUAACCCUGACCAGUGCUCAGGCCUUGCCUGCUUCUGGGAGACUACCCUGGGAGUCAGCCAGCUCUCAGGCCCAGACUGUGCGGGGCCAGGCAGUCCCUGCAUGAGGUGAGGCAGGAGCACAGGCCAGGCUGCUUCCGAGCAGGCCCCUGAACCCAUCCAUAAAUGAGAAACUCGAGGGGAGUACUGAAGGUUCAUCAACUUAGAAACCAUUCUUUUCCUCCUUCAGCUACGUGGAAUCUAUAUAUCUAUUAAUUUUUCAAGAUUUUUCAUCUUGUUUAGAUGAAAGAAUGAAGGAUGAUUGUGAAAGGUCUUUGAGGUCUAAAAACAGGUGAUUCCUGGAAUGUAUUUCAAAGCAUAGACUUUGUUACCUGCUGCUGCUUGUCUAAUUUACAGGGAGAUUUAAUUUUGUAAGGUGUUUGUAUAUUUAUACAGCUGUAAUGAAUUGCACAUUGGACUGAUGGGAUGAUUCUGCACUGGGUGGCGCCUGUUGGGACUCUUGCAGUCCCUCGUGGGUGCUGUGUUCUGGCUCUCCUGAACAAUACUAGGGCUGGGUGUUCAUUUGGCAUGGGUCCUUCACUUUUCAUUUGAGCUCCUUUUUGAAAUUAUAAUCUUUAACUUGCUCUAUGAGAAGAAAAGAAUAAUUAUGUUGCUGCUCUUAGAAGGUCUGCUGAAUGCAUUUGAAUUAAACUCUGGCGCUGUGAACUGCAGCCAUCUGCUGUAACCAGUGAUCCGCCAAGAGUGGGUAAGACCAUGACUGUGGAGCAAGUCAGAGAUCGUCAGCUGAGAGAUUAUUGCUGUUACUGUUCAAAAGGCCAUUUAUGAAGUAGGUAUUGGAGCUCUAUAAAAUCUUGAGAGACCCUAAUUACUUCGAGAAAAUAAGAGUUGAUACAGAACUGGUGUUAAAAACACCAGAGGUUACAACCAGAGGUUAGGGGCAUAGCUUAGUGAUAGAGCACUCGGCAAUUGUGUGAUGCCUUUGGUUAGGUCCCGCAAAGCAGAGACAAAAAACCUCCCGGUAGAUAGCUGCUCAGACAGAAAGUCCAGGCCCAGGUUGGUCUCGUGCCCAACCCUGGAUGUUACACGUUGCUUGUCGUGUCUUUAAUUGUUUUUGUUUGUUUGUUUGUUUUCCAUGCUGUGUAUUCUGGCAUCAGUUUUCCCAAGGAAUCCACCAGCCUUCUCAUGGUUACACAUUGUCUUAGACUUUGUGGCUCUAAAGUACUUGUCUGUUGAGAGCCAAGUCUCUCGUCACCAUCCCCAUGCUAUGACAGAACCCAUGAAGCAUAAGUGGCCUUUUUGAACCAAGACUUUGCAAACUGAUCUCUCCCCAGUGAAGGAGUUGAGCACAAGCAACAAUGUACAUUAUUAAUUUUGGAUUUCAUUUUCAUGUUUUAUUUUGUAAAUAUCUGAUGUUUGGAGCUUGAGUAUACAAAAUGUAAAUACAGUUCUCGUAUUUGUACUAAUCCUGAUUCUUUUGCUGUAUAGCCUUAGAUGUGUAAUGCAGACAUUAUCUAACUGUGUAUUGUAACCUUGCAUCACAGAACUGCUAGUGAACGAGGUAAAAUUAAUAAAGGUACAACCAGUGCAUCAAAUGA
Molecule: messenger RNA, 10242 nt
Organism: Peromyscus californicus insignis
Lineage: Eukaryota; Metazoa; Chordata; Mammalia; Rodentia; Cricetidae
Gene: Kif1b
Product: kinesin family member 1B
Exons: 50
Coding region: 370-5847 (1825 amino acids)
Biological process (GO): microtubule-based movement
Molecular function (GO): microtubule motor activity; ATP binding; microtubule binding
Source: RefSeq, a predicted model, not a curated record